Molecule: messenger RNA, 3186 nt
Organism: Chenopodium quinoa (quinoa)
Lineage: Eukaryota; Viridiplantae; Streptophyta; Magnoliopsida; Caryophyllales; Amaranthaceae
Product: mechanosensitive ion channel protein 10-like
Exons: 6
Coding region: 548-2743 (731 amino acids)
Biological process (GO): detection of mechanical stimulus; monoatomic anion transport; transmembrane transport
Cellular component (GO): plasma membrane
Molecular function (GO): mechanosensitive monoatomic ion channel activity
Source: RefSeq, a predicted model, not a curated record
GCCCCUUAGGAGUCAUGAAUAAUGCUUUGAACACCAUUUUUUUUAAUUACGAAAAAUUCUGGAAACAUUAGAUGCUGGUGCAAUAUACAAUAUACGGAGUAGUACGGAAUACGAGAUGUAAUUAAUCUAAACCACGUUGUCAAACAACACAAAAUGCACCAAAUCAACAUUUCCAAGAAUAUUACCAAAAAAUUGCCAAUAAUAAAAAACAUAAUAAUAGAAAUAUCUGCAUUAAUUAAAGUAUAAUUCUCCGUACUUCGUAUUUCUUUACUUGCUUUUUUUUUUUUUUUUUUUUUUUUUUUUUUUUUUAAAGGCAAUUACUUGCUUGUUCUGCUCUGCUCUAAACCAGCUAAACCUCUGUCAAAGAAACUUUCCCCUGUUUUCCUUACUCUGAAGCCACCUUCCCAUUCUCACUCUUCUCUUUCUUCCCCUCCAAAUAUUCAAUGCACAUUCAUCUUUCUUUCAAACAAAAACCUCUUUUCUCUCUCUUUUGAAUUUUAAAAGUACAAAAAGAUGCUAAAAAACCAAGCUUUUUGAAGCUUCAUCAAUGGCGGAAACCAGUAAGAAAAACCCAGAAGAAAUUGCAAUUCCUAUUUCACCUCUAACAAAUGAGCAAUCUCCCAAAAAGGGUUUUCAAAACAAUGAAAAUGAAGCAAAACCCACAAAUCAUUCCCCUCAAUCUCAAGAAAUUUCCAAUUUUAGCCCUAGCCCUAGAAAACCCCCAUUAUACCCAACCCCAGAAUCACCCUUAAGAAGAAGAAUUACAUUUAAGGAGAAAACCAGAUUUGGGGAACCUUCAGUUCCUCUUGACUCACAAACCCUUGAAAUUUUGGGGGGUUCUCCUCGAUUUUCGAACCAACAAUCUUUCUCAGAGAAGACUCCUAAAGCUUCAGAAGCUUCUGGAAGGAAGGAGAAGGAGAAACAGAAGGAUGUGGGCCCAGAUGAGAGGGAAAUUUACAAGAGGGUAACUGCUCAGCUAAGUGCUAAAAAGAGUUGGAGGAUGACUAUAAAAUUGGUACUUGAAAUGAUUGUUUUCUUGUUGAUCUUGGGUUGUUUGAUUUGUAGUUUAAUUGUUGAUAAAUUUAAGGGUAAAUUAUUUUGUGGGUUAGAAGUUUGGAAAUGGUUUGCACUUUUAAUGGCUAUAUUUUCUGGUAUGUUGGUAACUGGAUGGUUUGUGCAUUGCAUUGUGUUUUUGAUUGAAUGGAAGUUUUUAUUGAAGAAGAAUGUGGUGUAUUUUACUCAUGGGUUACAGGAUACUGUUGUGGUUGUUAUUUGGAUUGCUGUGGUUCUUGUUACUUGGGUUGUGUUGUUUAAGCAUGAUUCCGAUUCUGCCCCAAAAUUGACCGCGAAAACAAAGAGAAAACUCGAUUUCAUUACUUGGACUUUAGCUUCAUUGCUAAUUGGGUCGGUUUUGUGGUUGGUUAAGACUACAUUGAUAAAGAUAUUAGCAUCAUCUUUUCAUUUGAAUAGGUUUUUUGAUAGGAUUCAGGAGGCUGUGUUUCAUCAUUAUGUGCUACAAACUCUCUCAGGGCGUCCUGUGGUUGAGUUGGCUAGUAAUUUUAGUAGGUCGGAUAGUCGUGGUACUCAGGUGAGCUUUAGGGCGCAUACGGGUAAUCAUAUGGAGAAUAAGGUAGUUGAUUGGGAGAAGAUUCAUCAAAUGAAGAGGGAGAAAGUGCCUUCUUGGACUAUGAAGUUGUUGGUUGAUGUGAUAUCCAAUUCAGGGUUAUCGACGAUGUCUGGUAUUUUCAAACAAGAUGUGGUUGAAGGAGGGGUUGAAUUGGAUGAUGAUGAAAUUACGUGCGAGGAGGAGGCUAUAGCAACUGCUGUUAGGAUAUUCUACAAUGUGAUUGGUGACAAGACUGACAACAAUGAUUUCUACAUUGAUAGAGGUGACCUCCACAGGUUCAUGAUUUGGGAAGAGGUGGAUGUCGUUUAUCCAUUAUUUGAAGUUAAUGAAAAAAAACAGAUUGAUAUGAAGGCUUUUUCUAAGUGGGUGGUAAAUGUCUUCAAAGAUCGACAGGCACUCAAACAUGCUUUGAAUGACAACAAGACUGCUGUGGAUGAGUUCAAUAAGCUACUAAAUGGACUUCUGAUUAUUAUAAUCACUGUACUCUGGCUUCUCCUGACAGAGGUCCUUACGACAAAGAUACUUCUCUUCUUCUCUUCCCAGCUUCUCGUAGCAGUUUUUGUGUUCGGGAACACUUGCAAGACUGUUUUUGAGGCACUUAUAUUUGUUUUUGUUAUGCAUCCAUUUGAUGUUGGGGAUCGCUGUGUCAUUGAUGGAACACUGAUGAUUGUUGAAGAGAUGAAUAUCUUAACAACGGUAUUCUUGAAAUUGGACAGGGAAAAGGUAUAUUAUCCAAAUGCACUUUUAUCUACUAAAUCCAUUGGCAACUAUUACAGGAGUCCAGAUCAGGGAGAUACUUUGGAGUUUGCAAUCGAUUAUAGAACACCACUGCCAAAGAUUGCAGAACUGAAAGAAAGAAUUAAGCAGUAUGUGGAGAAAACUUCGCACUAUUGGCACCCUGAACACAGUAUGGUUGUUAAAGAGAUCGAGAAUAUAAAUAAGAUAAAGAUGGCUGUCUAUGUGACUCAUACAAUGAACUUUCAAGACAUUGUUGAGAAGAGCAAACGAAGAACUGAAUUUUUCUUGGAAAUGAAGAGCAUAUUUGACGACCUUGAAAUAUCUUACCAAUUAUUGCCUCAAGAGAUUCAUCUUACUAAAGCAGUCCAAAAUAUCUAAUUUGGUAGGUGAAGACUCAAGGAGUUCAUUUGGCCGUCUGUACUGCAAGACCAUGGUUCAUGGGUGUUCAAUAUCACAACAGAAGCUUCUGUGUUCGUUCGAGAAAGCUGCUGUCAAGUGACCCUGGUGCAUUAUCAACACAUUGUUUAGUGUUUAUGCCCUUAUGGGUGUCUAAUUAUCAAAAUUGCAACUUUGCAGCUAAAAAAAAUUGGAGGUAGUAUAAUUCUUAUUGCUCUGCUCUCCCUCGGCUUUCCCUUUUCGAUUAUGUGAUGGGGUUGUGCAUGUGGAUUUACGAAUAAACUCGAUGCUAAUCUAGGAAAUCAGAUGUAAAUUGUUUCUCCUGCUCUAAGUUUCAUCAUUUAAUAAUGUGAUUCAAUUUGUAAAACUGCUUUGUGAUGUUACCUUAAAAGGCAAAAGUACACUUAUUAUAUACUUUUGCACCA